AGGGGAAACCAGCAACCAUUAUACCAUUCUAUAAAGAUAGUAUGCCGGAGACGGCGGCCGACUCAUCCAGUGAUGAGCAUGACUGGCACGAUGAGAAGGAAGAUAUGCUGAUGAUGGUGAUGGUGGUGUUGCUCAUGCUGCUCUCUGUCGUAAUCUGGGUGGCCUUCUGUGUGGCCGUCCGAAAAACGGCGCGUAAAUUCAUUGAACUGAAAAGGCAAAGACGAAGACAGGCACUUUUAACAGCAGCAAUCAACCGAGCAGCUUCGACAAAUGAAGCGGACCGUCAUAAUGUACUUCCGAUAUACAUAACAACAUUGGCACACGAGCUUAAUGUAUUCGGAGCAAGAGAAGAAGAGCUACCAACUUAUGAAGAGGCACUUUCUAUGAGUUGCACGCCUAGUCCGAAUCCAGUUGUUACAACUUCGAAUCGAGAUCGCGUGCCCCCAUACAAGCCACGGUCUGGAAAGUCGGGCGGCCGAGUGCUCAGAAUCGCUCCGGACCGUCCUGGUUCAAUUCCAACAAUAGUUCUACCGCCAAGCUACGAGAGCUCUGUCCGUCAUGAAGCAAUGCUUUCGCCGAGAAUACAUUCAUCGCCGGUUCCCACCUCAUCGAACGCCACCGCACCGAGCACAUCCACUUCUCCGCCUAUCUACACCAUCUCUGGAAACAUGCACGUCACUGAAUGCUAGUUGUGUGUUUUUGUUCUCUCACUGUUUAUUUUGAAUAUCUUUCUGAUUAGUUCUUUCUUUCUGCACACCAGCACUUUCUCUCACAUUUCAUCAACUCGAUUACGGUUAUUUCAAUCUUGAGACUUUUCAAUGCUCAUUCGAAUUGUUUCAGAGAGAGAGUCUUCAUACGGUUUUGAACAUAGAAACCGUUUUGUAAAUUUCUCUACUUAAAUGUCAUGAUUCGUGUUAUCUACCUAUAACUCGGUAAUAUAAUUAUCUCCUCAAUCCAUGUCUAUCUAUUCUUCAAACUUCUACCCAAUCAUCCCCCAGUCAGCAAAAUCGUACGGUUAAUCCAUUUCGCACCAAAAAAUUGGUACAGAAACUGAAAACGGUCAUCUAUGCAUUGAUUCUACUAAAGUAUGGUUUCGGUUUUCACGCUCGUGUACAUGUUUGUAUUUUUGCCAUUUGUCAUGUCUGUAUAGAAUAAACUGAUUUGCAUAA
Messenger RNA from Caenorhabditis elegans, 1169 nucleotides. It is a transcript of the gene C04A11.1, whose product is annotated as Protein hu-li tai shao. Lineage: Eukaryota; Metazoa; Nematoda; Chromadorea; Rhabditida; Rhabditidae. The transcript has 6 exons. Bases 42 to 689 code for a protein of 215 amino acids. The record is from RefSeq and is marked reviewed.